AAUAAAUUUAUUUUAAAAAACACUUGAUAAUGUUUGAUAUUUAUAAUAAGCAUUGCUAAGAACUUUGACAAUUUAAAAGGUGAUUUUCCCAAUGUUUGGAUUUGGAACUCUCAGAUUUUUUCAAUUGAAAUCUGGUUGAAUUAAUGACAUUAAACAUCAGGAUUUAGGUUAAGAGUUUAUUGUUCGUUGUGUUGUAAUCCACAUUAGGAGAAAGAAGAGGAAUGAAGCGGAAAGCGGAUAAUGAUUUUCAGAGUGUUUCUGGUGAAGGCAAACCGUAUGCUCUGAGGAAACGCAUCAAACUUUCAGAGAUGGAGAACACAAGAGACACAGAGAUGACCAGCUAUGAGGAGAAAACCAGUUCAGGAGGAAGAGGAGAGAAACGGAAAGCGGAUGAUGAUUUUCAGAGAGUUUCUGGUGGAGGUAAAUCAUACGCUCUGCGGAAACGCAUCAAAGUUUCAGAGAUGGAGAACACAAGAGACACUGAGAUGACCAGUUUUCAGGAGAAAACCAGCUCAGGAGGAAGAGGAGAGAAGCGGAAAGCAGAUGAUGCUUUUCAGAGUGUUUCUGGUGGAGGCAAACCAUCUGCCCACCGGAAACGCAUUAAAGUUACAGAGCUGGAGAACACAAGAGAAGACACCGACACAGAGGCGUCCAGCUCAGGUCAGCCCACUCUUUAUGACUGGAAAAUGCUGGAAAACUAUUAGCAGUGCUGUCAUUUGUUAAAUCCCAGAGUAAAAUAAACAGCAAUUAAUGAAAGAACUGAUUAUUAAUAGUUCAUUAUUGACUGUGAUCCACAUCAGGAGGAAGAGGAGUGAAGAGGAAAGCGGAUGAUGAUUUGCAGAGUGUUUCUGACAGAGUCAAACCAUACGCUCUGCGGAAACGCAUCAAAGCUGCAGAGACGUCCAGCGAUGAGAACAGCCGCUCAGGUCAGUCUCCCGUCACUCUUCUACAGUUGUAUGAGCAUAUAUAUGUCAGCUUAAAGGCACAGUGCACGACGACACAAAGCAGCAGAGCUUUUAUUAUGCCACAGUCCAGCGCGUCUGGUUCUUCAGCUCGUGAUCACGUGUGCUGUUUUAUCAGACUAAAUACAUGUUUUGCUUCUGUUAUAAUGCUGCUCUGUGCUGUCAAAUAAAACACAAACAUAUUAAAACCUCGCUAAACAAACAGAGCAGAAAUAGAGGAUGUGUGACGUCAUUAGCAUGAACACACACACUGGCUGUGUCUAAAAUCACACACUUCCAUACUAAAUAGUACAUUAAGACAGUAUGUGAGCCGAGUAGUAUGUCUGACCUCACAGUAUUUGUAAAACAGCAUGUGAGAAGUACCCGGAUGACCUACUACAACUGGAGAGAUUCUGAAGUGCGCAUCCAGUGGACGCUACACUAUCCCAUAAUGCACCGCGAGAGAAUUCCUGAAUGGGACUGAAUUCAUGAAUCACUCUUCUAGUGGUUUUUGGAGAUUUUAAUGGAAAAAGUCUCACAUAAUGCACCUUUAAAACUGUGAAUGAUGCAGUUUUGUGCAAAGUGUUUCUCAGUAGAGCUUCAUGACAAAACAUCUGGAAACUAUUAGCACUGCUGCCAUUUGAACAGAUCCCCAAAUACAAUAAAUGCCAAUUAAUGAAAGAACAGCUCAUUAA
This is a messenger RNA of Danio rerio (zebrafish), 1636 nucleotides long. NCBI's taxonomy places the organism in Eukaryota, Metazoa, Chordata, Actinopteri, Cypriniformes, Danionidae. The record is from RefSeq and is a predicted model, not a curated record.